AGUGACUGCAAAUAGCAUUAUUCAAAAAUUAGUUUAUGCCCAAUAUAUAAAUAAAACCAAUUCCCUGGCUUGCAAUGCAUACGUGCAUCAACUAAGGCCAGGAAAUUGUCCAUGGCUCUGACAAAAGUUGAGAAUUUGAGACCAACAAAGAAGGAAAUCAACAGGGGAGCAUGGACGCCAGAAGAGGAUCAGAAACUGGCGGAAGCCGUCGAAAUCCACGGCCCAAAGCUGUGGAAGGCCAUUGCCACCACCACAGGACUGAAUCGGUGUGGCAAGAGUUGCAGGCUGAGAUGGAUGAAUUAUCUUAGACCAAACAUCAAGAGAGGAAGUAUGUCCGACCAAGAGGAGGAUUUGAUUCUCAGGCUUCACAAACUUCUAGGAAACAGAUGGUCGUUGAUUGCGGGAAGAUUACCAGGUCGAAUGGACAAUGAGAUCAAGAAUUACUGGAAAUCCCAUUUGAGCAAGAAGAUUGAUAAGUCAAAUGAAGGGAUUUCAAGUAAAGAAGAAGACUCUACGAGUGAAGAGCUAAUGAGAGAAAAGAUUAACUCAUCUAACUUCAAUGUUACUGGUUCUGAUGAGGACUCAAAAAUCAGCUUUGAUUUGGAUGAUUUUUUUGAUUUUUCCAAUGAGAAUCCUUCAACAUUAGAAUGGGUCGGCAAAUUUGUUGAAUUUGGCGGAGUUGAUUAAUUUGUGUUCAAGGAGUUGACGAUAUAUUUAACAUAGUUUGAAGGUCGUCAGUUUGUAAAAUAGCAAAAAUACUUUGAUCAUCAAAUUAGCUUGGAUGUCAUAGUCCAGUUUGUAAAUUACUUCUUGCUGAAUUAUGGACAGCAAAGCAAUCUAUAAACUCUCUCUCUUUCA
This is a messenger RNA of Olea europaea var. sylvestris, 858 nucleotides long. Its product is annotated as transcription factor MYB114-like. Bases 112 to 687 code for a protein of 191 amino acids. The record is from RefSeq and is a predicted model, not a curated record. The transcript is spliced from 3 exons. Gene Ontology annotation, molecular function: transcription cis-regulatory region binding. NCBI's taxonomy places the organism in Eukaryota, Viridiplantae, Streptophyta, Magnoliopsida, Lamiales, Oleaceae. Gene Ontology annotation, cellular component: nucleus. Gene Ontology annotation, biological process: cell differentiation.